Molecule: messenger RNA, 2866 nt
Organism: Tuber melanosporum (Perigord truffle)
Lineage: Eukaryota; Fungi; Ascomycota; Pezizomycetes; Pezizales; Tuberaceae
Exons: 4
Coding region: 314-2866 (850 amino acids)
Source: RefSeq, a predicted model, not a curated record
CAGAAGGAGCCGAACCUGCUCGAGUGCUCAAUCGGAUAGAGCAUCCUCGCACUGUUUACCAUACCAGCACACUCGAGUACAGUAGCGUAUUUCGCCGGCAGUCCUGCAAACGCCGCGAUCACCUCCCCCCCUCCUCGCAUUCGCCUCCUUUUUUCCAUUCAACCCCCCCCCUCAGCUGGUUGAUAUUUUUGCUGGGAGUGCCAAACUACUACGAUACUGGUAUUCGAGCACAGUAGCUGGAAUAGUGGUGAAAGUAUCACAAGCAGAUUCGUACUUCACCAUCCCGCCCUUCCCCGGAUAGCCUAAGAACGUCAUGUCGCUACGCCGAACAUUGUCCCGCCAUGUUCAGCUGGAUGAGCAGGCUCUGAGGAGAAUGGAACACAAUGGCCGGGAAAGACCGAGUAUUUACUCCCGACCUCGUAACUCUCAGUCUUCCUUCCGAUCUGGCCAGUCACGUCCUUCCAGGGCCACUUCUGGUGCCAGGACACCCAUUGAUCCGUACUCGCCAAGAGCCAGUGUUUCCACCCUGCAACUGCAGCAUCUGCUAGAAAACCUGGAACUUGAUCAGUAUAGCACAUACGGCGUUGAAGAGCUCCGGGAUGGCUUUUUCGAUGCAUCCUUUUAUCGUCCCAUUGAACAGAAUUCUGACCAAGGUGGUGAAGCAGAACCUCUACUUCCACCGGAAGUUUCUACUUUCAAGCGCCCUUGGUCAUCACCAAGGACCCUUAUCGACUCGCUUGUUGAGGAUGUCAAAUUCUUUUUCCGUUUAACAUUUAGAAAUGAGCACGGCUUUUCUCUCGCGAAGUCUUUUCUUGCUUACUUUGUGGGGUACAUACUGUGCCUGGUACCCAAGAGCCAGGGGUGGCUGGGCAGAUAUCCAUACUGGAUCACGGUUGCCACACUUUUCAAUCACCCUGGGCGCACACUUGGUGCUCAGAUUGAUGCAACUGUGGCAUGCUCGAUUGGAGCGGGAUUUGGUUUGGCGGUUGGCAGUCUUGCUCUUGAGGUGGCCAGCUCUACUCGUAACGCUCAGGUUGGCUAUGGUGGGGUAAUAGCGGUAUUUUGGGUGACAUUUAUUUGUGCUGCUAGCUGGAUUAGAUGUUCUCUCGUGAAGCUCUAUCAAUUAAUGAUUAGCGUCGGAUUGGCCAUCAUAUUUAUUUGCCUUGUUGGCUCGGAAGCGAUAGAUAACACGGGUAGUUGGGAUCGGGGCAUUCUUUGGGAAUUUGGAAUCCCGUGGGUGGUUGGUUUGGGGAUUUGCCUGAUUAUCAAUGUUAUCAUCCGGCCAGAUGCUGGUGGGAAAGCUGUAGCGGCAGCAUUGCAUAGAGCAGUCAUCUCCGCUGUGGAAGGCCUGGUUCUACCUAGGCCAUACUCUCCCACAGCUCAUCAAAAUAUGAACCUGCAACUCGUUUAUCUCUCCGAAGCAAUUAGAGACAUGCGGGGGGAGAUCGUUAUAUCUUAUUUGAGACCUGACAAUGCAGAACAACUGCGGAAUCUCAUGCAGGCCGUGAUUAGAGAUAUUAUGGCCAUUAAGCCAGAUGGGAAUUUGUUUGGACAUACGUCGCCUCAUAACACGGGGGCGCGUGGGGACGACAGCCGGCCGAGCUACUCCAUCGUGAUUGAAAUCGAACCCCCGGGCGCGAGAAGUUCGGGGGCAUCAUCUCUCGCUUCUUCAACGGAAGCUCAUUUGAAGAUUGUAAGGGACGCGAUGGAAGUCCCUGCAAGGGAGUUGGUCAGCGCAAUGACCAAGGUGCUGCUUGGAUGCGAUAAGGAGCUGAUGAACUAUGCUGGACAUAAAAAACUACUAGGAUCAUUGGAGGAUUAUCGCGAUAUCAAUCUUAGGUCUUCGAGGGAUCGUCUCCUCGAGGCCAUGCGUGUCUUUGACGAAUCUGAUAUAUCCUUAAUUGAUCAUCAGAGCCUUCCAUCCGCAUACUCUGCUCACCCCGAACUUGUUGAAAUGUUUCUGUUCAUCCACCCACUUCGCCAGACCGCAGAUUCCGUGGGGAAUCUGGCCGGAAAUGUCCUUCGGAUAGUGGGCACGCAAAGACGCAAACGAAUACUCCUUCCGUCGUACCCACUGCAGAAAGCGCUGUACCGGACAAAUCCUCAAGUGCGCCACGACCGCGGAGGCCUAACAGCCGGCUACUACUUCAAAAGCAAGCAAAAUAUAGAAAAAGCAAUGGAAACUUAUCAAGCGAAGCCAUUCAUUCCGUCCCCUACCUCCCCCACCGUGGGGGACGAGGGUGCCCCAGAAACCGAACCGAAAGCCAUGAGUUCUAACCCGCCAACGACGACAGAGCCCCAGACUAUCCGGUACAGGGCCUGGCGAGUACUGCACAGACUCCAGCAAUGGGAGACAAGAUUUGCAUUCAAGGUCGUCUUUGUAACAAUCGCCUUGGGUAUACCGGCUUGGGUGGAGAGCAGCCUGGGUGGAAAUGCCCAGGAUUUAAUCACGCGGAGUAUAACGACUGCCGUUGGGUCUGCAUGGGCUGGCCUUGGGCACGCGGCUGGUGGCGGAGAUCCAUAUGUUCUUGCGCUUUUCACGGCAAUCUUUAUGGUCCCAGGCAUGUUUAGAUUUACUUCAUCAUCACAUCCGCGUUCCGGUCUCAUGGGCUGCAUAAGUUAUUCCGUCGUAUCUCUCAGUACAUACACCCUUCGCGAUUCCACCGUAGACAUUCCUUCGCCGGCAAAGGUUGCCUGGACCCGAGGUCUCUCGUUGAUCGUUGGAAUAGUAACAGCGGUGGUGGUAAACUGGGUGAUCUGGCCAUUUGUGGCGAGACACGAACUUCGAAAAUCACUAUCCUUCAUGAUGCUCAAUCUUGGAAUUUCCUACAGAGGUGUCGUCGCGAGGUAUGAGCUUUUUUUUUGA